This is a messenger RNA of Lepisosteus oculatus (spotted gar), 5934 nucleotides long. RefSeq names its product laminin, beta 2 (laminin S) (gene lamb2). The record is from RefSeq and is a predicted model, not a curated record. Gene Ontology annotation, biological process: basement membrane assembly; animal organ morphogenesis; substrate adhesion-dependent cell spreading. Gene Ontology annotation, cellular component: laminin trimer. Lineage: Eukaryota; Metazoa; Chordata; Actinopteri; Semionotiformes; Lepisosteidae.
AUCAGUCUCUUUUUAGCGAGGUUCAUUCCUGAACGACGCCGCUCCGCUGCACAGUUUCCAUGUUGCAAGUUUUGGCUCAGAAGUUUUGUCAAAGAGUUUGACUCACUUCAAGUAACACAGCAAUCUGCUUCACUUCAGUACAGAUGAAAGUUUGUGAGUUAUCACGGCCCCCGGGUUGAACAGAGAAAACAAAAGAACGGUUCUGAUAACGCAUCGCGGAGGUCAGAAUGAUGAGGCAGAUGCUGUUACUUUUCUGUGCCCUGGCCAGCUGUCUUGCCCAGGAGCCUGACCUGGCCCAUGGCUGCAGCCAUGGCAGCUGUUACCCAGCCACUGGGGACCUGCUGGUGGGCAGGGAGAAGAAUCUCAAGGCCUCAUCCACCUGUGGCCUGCGGAGGAAAGAGCCCUACUGCAUUGUCAGCCACCUACAGGAUGAGAAGAAGUGUUUCCAUUGUGACUCAAGGCGACCCUAUGACCCCGUAUACAACACUAUCAGUCACCGCAUUGAGAAUGUCAUCACCACCUUCAAGCCACAUCGCAAGAAGUCCUGGUGGCAGUCUGAGAAUGGUAAGUCUGAAGUCAGUGUCCAGCUGGACCUGGAGGCUGAAUUCCACUUCACUCACCUCAUCAUGACCUUUAAGACGUUUCGCCCUGCGGCCAUGCUGAUCGAACGCUCGGCUGAUUUUGGGCGCACCUGGCAGGUGUACCGCUACUUUGCCUAUGACUGUGCUAGCGUCUUCCCUGGCAUCUCCCAUGGUCCCCAGCGCAAGGUGGAUGACGUGAUCUGCGAGUCAAGGUACUCAGACAUCGAACCUUCUACUGAGGGAGAGGUGAUUUACAGGGUUUUAGAUCCAUCCAUCCCGAUAAAAGACCCCUACAGCCCUAACAUUCAGAACCAGCUGAAGAUCACCAACCUGCGUGUGAACUUUACCAAGCUGCACACGCUGGGAGACAACCUGCUGGACUCGCGCGUGGAGAUCAAGGAGAAGUAUUACUACGCCAUAUAUGAGCUGGUGGUCCGGGGCAACUGCUUCUGCUAUGGCCACGCCUCCGAGUGUGCCCCCAUCGAUGGCAUCAGGGAUGACAUCGAGGGCAUGGUACAUGGCAGGUGUGUCUGCAAGCACAACACGAAGGGCCUGAACUGCGAACAGUGUGAAGACUUCUACAACGACCGGCCCUGGAGGCCUGCUGAGGGCCGGAACACCAACGCCUGUGAGAAAUGCAACUGCAACGGUCACUCCAGCCGUUGUCACUUUGACAUGGCGGUGUACCAGGCCACAGGGAAUGUGAGCGGAGGCGUUUGUGACGACUGCCUCCACAGCACCAUGGGCCGCAACUGCGAGAUGUGCAAACCCUUCUACUACCAGGACCCCUCCCGGGACAUCAGAGACCCCGGCGUCUGUGUGGCCUGCGACUGCGACCCAGAUGGCUCUCUGAAUGGGGGGAUCUGUGACGGGCACGACGACUCAGCCCUGGGCAUGAUCGCUGGCCAGUGCCGCUGCAAGGACCACGUGGAGGGGCCGCGCUGUGACAAGUGCAAGCCAGGCUUCUUCGGACUGAGCGCCGACAACGCGCAGGGCUGCCAGCCCUGUCAGUGUGACCCCCGGGGCACCGUGUCUGAAGGAGCUCAGUGUGACCCUGUCAGUGGAGACUGCUACUGCAAACGUCUGGUCACUGGCCACAACUGCAACCAGUGUCUGCCUGAGCACUGGGCGCUGAGUCAUGACCUUCAUGGCUGCCGAGCAUGUGACUGCGAUGUGGGUGGAGCCACUGACAACCACUGCUCCAUGGAGACUGGGCAGUGCCGCUGUCGCAGUCACAUGACGGGUCGCCAGUGUUCCCAGGUGGAGUCGGGGUUCUACUUCAUGGCUCUGGACCACUACAUCUAUGAGGCUGAGGUUUCACACAUAGGCCAGGGCUGCUCAGUGGUGGAGAGGGAGCUCCAGCCUGGCCGUCCCCCAUCCUGGACUGGUACUGGUUUCGUCAAGGUUCCUGAGGGCAGCACCCUGGAAUUCUACAUCAGCAACAUUCCCUUCUCCAUGGAGUACGAUAUGCUCAUCCGGUAUGAGCCCCAGCUGCCGAAGGAGUGGAAGGAGGUGCGAGUGACGCUGGUGAGGCCAGGGCCCAUCCCCACCAGCAGCCCCUGUGGGAACACCAUCCCCGCGGACGACCUGCUAUCCGUCUCCCUCCCCUCUGCAUCCAGGUAUGUGGUGCUGCCCCAGCCUAUCUGUCUGGAGAGAGGAGUGAGUUACACUCUCCGCCUGGAGUUCAGCCGCUACCUCACCAGGGAGAAGGUCCCCAACGCCAGCAUCCUCAUUGACUCGAUAGUCCUGCUACCUCGUUACUCCUCCCUGGAGAUGUUCAUCGCCGGCGACCCUGCAGCCAUUAGCCGCAAGGAGAGCUUUGAGCGCUACCACUGCCACGACGCGUCAAAGGCCGUGGUCAGGCCACAGCUGAGUGACGUCUGCGCCAAGCUCCUCAACAGCAUGUCUGCCAUCAUCCAUGAUGGAGCUCUGCCAUGCCAGUGUGACCCCCAGGGCUCUGUGAGUUCGGAGUGCGACCCGCGAGGAGGGCAGUGCCGAUGCAAGCCCAACGUCACAGGCCGCCGAUGUGACCAGUGUGCCCCGGGGACCUAUGGAUUCGGGCCAGCAGGCUGCAAGCCGUGCGAGUGCAGCCAGGAGGGCUCCCGGAGCCGUUUCUGCGAGCAGUACAGCGGGCAGUGCCAGUGCCGCCCGGGAGCCUUCGGCCCCCGCUGCGACCGCUGCCAGCCCGGGUACUGGGGCUUCCCCAACUGCCGGCAGUGCCAGUGUAACGGGCACGCGGAGGACUGCGAGCAGCGGACUGGCAGGUGCUUGGCCUGCCGAGACAACACCUCCGGGGACAAGUGUGAGAGAUGUAUUAAUGGUUACUAUGGGAACCCCUUGCUGGGCUCUGGAGGGCAGUGCCGCCCCUGCCCCUGCCCUGAUGGGCCCACCAGUGGGCGACACUUUGCCGCUUCCUGUUACCAGGACAACCGCAACAGACAGGUGGUCUGCAAUUGCAACCAGGGAUACACAGGGAUGGUUAAGCGUUCAGAGGGGAUCUUAAUGCGCUCCCGUUGCGAUGAGUGCGCCCCUGGUUACUACGGCAACCCCAUGCAGCCCGGGGGACGCUGCCAGCCAUGCCAGUGUCACAACAACAUCGACAUCACCGACCCCGACUCCUGCGACCGCCGCACGGGGGAGUGCAAGAAAUGCCUUUACAACACAGAGGGCCCCAACUGCGAGGUCUGCCGGCCGGGUUAUUAUGGCGACGCCACACGACGCAACUGCAGGAAAUGCACCUGCAACUUUUUGGGCACAGACCGGAGCCAGUGUUCCUCUCGGGACGAAUGUACGUGUGACCGCAGGACGGGACAGUGCCAGUGCCUACCCAAUGUCAUUGGACAGUCUUGUGACCACUGCGCUGUCAAUUGUUGGAACCUGGCCAGUGGGACAGGCUGUGAGACCUGCAACUGUGACCCCAACAAUGCCAUCACCCCCACCUGCAAUGAGUUCACGGGCAAGUGUCAGUGUCGCCCAGGCUUCGGAGGCAAGACUUGCCAGGACUGUCAGGAGAACUACUGGGGUGAUCCCAAAGUGCAGUGCAGAGCCUGUGACUGUGACCCAAGGGGCAUCGAGACGUCUCAGUGUAAUCGGGUGACAGGGCACUGCGUCUGCCAGCAGGGCGUGUCUGGGGUGCGCUGCGACCAGUGUGCCCGCGGCUUCUCGGGGCAGUUCCCCGACUGCCUGCCCUGCCACCAGUGCUUUGGCGACUGGGACAGGGUGGUGCAGGACCUGGCCGCCCGUACGCGGGCCCUCACCGAGCGCGCCCGCGUGAUCCAGCACACGGGCCUGACGGGAGCCUACGAGAAGAACUUCCGAGAGCUGGAGGAGAAGCUGGCGCAGGCGCAGGCCAUCGUGAAUGCCCGCAAUGCCACCGCCGAGUCCAUCGCUAGCCUCAUGGAUCUCAUCAAGGGCCUCAGAGCCAGGAUCGGCGAGACCACCGAUACCCUGAACCAGCUGGAAGGGGAGCUGACCAGUGUCCAGGACAGCAACUUUGCGGCCAGCAAUCAGCUGAGUGCCCUGGAGAGGGAGGCUCGGGAGCUCAACCUCUCGGCUGGGGAGCUGGGCCACCAGCUGGACGUGCUGAAGAACUCCAACUUCCUGGGUGCCUACGACAGCAUCCGCGGCUCCUUUGAUAAAUCCCGGGAAGCCGAACGCCGUGCCAACCGAUCCACUACCGCUGUCCCCAGCACCGUCAGUCAGUCCGCAGAUACCCGCCGCAAGACCGAGCGGCUGAUGACCGAGAAGAGGGACGACUUCAACCGCAAGAAUGCUGCUAACAAACGUGCCCUGGUGGACUUGAAAGCCAAGACACAGACGCUGGACAUGAAAAAAAUAAACGAGAAGGUGUGUGGAGCCCCAGGGGAUGCCCCGUGUGGAGAAAGCCCAUGUGGUGGGGCGGGUUGCCGAGACGACGAAGGAAAAAGGCACUGUGGUGGCCUGAACUGCAACGGUGCCGUGGCAACAGCCGAUAAUGCCCUGGAGAGGGCCAAGCAUGCUGAGAAGGAGCUGAGCAAGGCCAUGGGCGAGGUGGAGGAGCUCUUCAAGAAGGUGGCAGAAGUGAAGACAAAAGCAGAAGAGGCGAAGGUGAGGGCACAGGCUGCCCUGGACAAGGCCAACGACACCAAGACCAAGGUGGAGCGUUCCAACAAGGACCUCCGCGACCUCAUCAAGCAGAUCCGGGACUUCCUCAUGCAGGAAGGCGCGGAUCCGGACAGCAUUGAGGUGGUGGCUAGCAAGGUGCUGGAGCUCUCUAUCCCUGCCUCACCUGAGCAGAUUCGCUACCUGGCAGAGGAGAUCAAGGACCGGGUCAACAGCCUGUCCAACGUCGAUGCCAUCCUGGAGCAGACCAAAGACGAUGUGCGCAAGGCAGAGCAGCUCUUGCAGGAUGCCAGGAGGGCUAGGAAUCGAGCAGAGACUGUGAAAAACACAGCUGAGACGGUGAAGACGGCCUUGGAUGAUGCCAGCCGGGCACAGGCAGAAGCAGAGAAGGCAAUACAACGUGCCAAGACCGACCUCGGCCAAACUGAGAACCGCCUGGCAGAAAUCCAGUCUGAGACUGCGCUCAGUGAGAAUAAUCUCAAGGAUGCCAUGGACCGGCUGGGCACCCUAGGCCGGCAGAUUGACGCUCUGAAGACCAAACGUGCCAACAACAGCUUGGUGGCAUCCCGGGCCGAGGAGACAGCUACCAUGGCAAGGGACAAAGCCAACGAGGCCAAGCAGAUUUUAGACGGUGAGUUAAAUGAUAAGUACAAGACAGUGCAGGACCUGGUGAACAUGAAGGGGAAGACUGUCCAGGAUGCCAAGAAGAGGGCAGAGAUGCUUCGGGAUGAGGCCAAACAGCUCCUGAAGGAUGCCCAAGACAAACUCCGCAGGCUGGGUGAGCUGGAACGAAAUUACGAGAAUAAUCAGAAAACCCUGGAGAGCAAAGCCAAACAGCUGGAUGGCCUGGAGGAGAAGAUGAGGUCCAUUCUUGAUGCCAUCAACCAGCAGAUUCAGAUUUACAACACCUGUCAGUAACACCCAGGCACUGACUGACUGCAGGUCCUGGUGUCUCCAUAGCAGGACUACAGACACUGGCGACUAACACUGCUGUACCUAUAAACCCCCUAGUGGUCACAAAUAGCAUCUGCUGUAAGCUAUUUGACACAGAAUUGCCUUCAUUCGCUCAUUUACAGUAUUUCAUAUAUACUUUCAGUCAAAAGAGGUUAUAAUAUCCAGUUUGACUCCUACAAAAUGUUUCUGUUGAUAUGAUUCAUAAGACAGUCAUCCUAGUUAAUGUUCAAAAAGUAAGUUUAUUGUCUGUACAAAAAAAAAUUCACAUUGAAAAUUAAAAAAAUACAUUAAAAUUGUA